AUGGGUCCAGGGCUGCGUUUAGUGAACAGUAAAUAUUUCACAAGUAUACUCCAAGACAUUGGUGAUUCUUUUACUGCAGAUACCGGCAACUCUCCAUGGUUGCUUUCACCUUCUGGUGACUUUGCCUUUGGUUUUCUUCCAAUCCAAGACACUGAUCAUUUUUUGCUUUCCAUUUGGUAUGCCAACAUUUAUGAGAAAACUGUUGUGUGGUAUGCUAAUGGAGACUGUCCUGCACCAAAAGGAUCAAAAGUGGAACUCACUGCUAAUGAUGGGUUGGUGCUAACUUCUCCAAAUGGUUACAAGUUAUGGAAUACUACUGAGGGACUGAGCAGUGUUGGAGUUUCUCGCGGUGUGUUCAAUGACACUGGCAACUUUGUGCUUGAGGAUGGUGAAUUCAAAAGUCGGUGGGAAACUUUCAACUUUCCUAGUGACACCUUGUUGCCUUCUCAGGUUCUUCGUAAAGGUGGAAGCCUUUCUUCAAGACUUAAGGAGACAAAUUUCAGUAAAGGAAGGUUUGAGCUCCUUUUACAAAAUAAUGGUAGUCUUGUUAUGCAUUCUAUUAAUUUACCAUCUGGUUAUGUUAAUGUAGAAAACUACUAUGAAAGUGAAACUGUGGGAACUCAAUUGGUCUUUGACGGAUCAGGGGACUUGUAUCUCUUGAGAGAGAACAAUGAGAAAUACUAUGUGUCAAAAGAAAAGGUUAAAGUCUCCACUACUAAUUUUUAUCUUAGAGCAACUCUUAAUUUUGAUGGAGUGUUCACACUUCUUAAGCAUCCAAAGAGUUCAACUGAUAGUGGAGGUUGGACUAUAGUGUGGUCUCAGCCUGAAAAUAUAUGUCAUUAUUUUCCUAAAUUAGGUAGUGGUGUUUGUGGAUAUAAUAGCUACUGCACUUUGGGAGAGAAUAAGAGGCCAACACGUCGGUGUCGAAAAAGUUACUCACUGGUGGAUCCUGACGAUCCAUUUGGUAGCUGCAAGCCAGACCUCAUACAUGGAUAUGCAGAAGAUGAACUAAGUGAAACAAAGGAUCUGUACUACUCUAAGAUUUUGAAUGGCACUUAUUGGCAUCAAAACGAUUAUACGCAUCUAAAGCCUUUUAUUGAAGUACAAUGUAUUAUAGCUUGUAUGGAAGACUGCAUGUAUUAUUAUUUGUUUAUAUUCUGGCACAUUGAUAUUUGAUAUAUCCUUGAUGUUCAAUUUCACAUGUUAUCAACAACUUGACUAUAUAAAUAAUUAAUAGUUAUU
Medicago truncatula (barrel medic) is the source of this 1242-nucleotide messenger RNA. RefSeq names its product G-type lectin S-receptor-like serine/threonine-protein kinase RLK1. The transcript is spliced from 2 exons. The record is from RefSeq and is a predicted model, not a curated record. Lineage: Eukaryota; Viridiplantae; Streptophyta; Magnoliopsida; Fabales; Fabaceae. Bases 1 to 1176 code for a protein of 391 amino acids.